This is a messenger RNA of Elaeis guineensis (African oil palm), 994 nucleotides long. Its product is annotated as universal stress protein A-like protein. NCBI's taxonomy places the organism in Eukaryota, Viridiplantae, Streptophyta, Magnoliopsida, Arecales, Arecaceae. The record is from RefSeq and is a predicted model, not a curated record.
CCUUGACACGCUAAAAGCGAGAAGGACCGAACUCUGGAAACCGUGUAGCAGUGGAAGCCCAAAUUGAGAUCAUUUCUCUGAAACAGAGGAGCAAAGCGAGAAGCCUUUAUCCAGGUGGGUGUAAAAGACAAUGGCGGCAGAGGGAGAGGAGGAGAAGGGGAGGAGGGUGAUGGUGGCCAUCGACGAGAGCGACUGCAGUCGCUACGCCCUGGAGUGGGCCCUCGACCACCUCGCCGAACCCCUCGCCUCCUCCCUGCCGCUCCUCCUCUUCACCGUCCAGCCUAUCAACACCCUCGGUUACAUCCCCGCCGCCGCCGGCUACGGCUCCGCUCAUGCUUUCGCUGCCGUGCCCCCCGCUCCUGGGUUGAUUAAAUCUUUGCAAGAACACCAGAGGAAGGCUGCCUUAGCUAUCUUGGAAAGCGCUGAGGAACUUUGUGCUAAGAAAGGGGUAGUCACAGCAAAAGUAACAGAAGCAGGAGAUCCGAAAGAAGCUAUUUGUGAAGCUGUUGAAAAGUUCAAGAUUAACUUGCUUAUCAUGGGUAGCCAUGGUCGAGGAGCCUUACAAAGUUGUAGUUGCAGACAUCUGGUGUGUUAAUGAAGUGAAGUUCCGAAGACCACCGAUAGUGGAACUUAACCCUGUCCGCCCACGAGCAAAGACUGCUUAGAUCAUUAUCAGCAGAGCUUGGGAGCAGCUCCUUUACUGCUGCUGCUGCUGCAUCACUUAAACGAGCCUGAAGACCCCAAGAAAAGCAAGUAGUCGUAUUAUUUGAUCAAAUUCACGGGCUUGGCUACAGUAUCAGCGAGAUAGGACAUUGAAGUAAUACAUGGUGACAAGGUUGAGACAGAAGUUGAGAAGAAAGAGAAAAGAUAACUGCUAUUAAUCUCAAUAAUGACUUUUGGAUCUGCCAUAACAAAGAGUUAGAUAUUUUGACCUAUAACAUAAUUAAGUGUCCUAAACUUACCUCUAUAUAAAUGAUUUAUAUAACCUUCAUAA